UGCAUACACACAUGACACACACACAUAUGCAUCUACACACAUGCACCUGUACAUAUAUACACAUGCAUUCACUCACACCUGCAUCCAUGCACACAUAUACACAAACACGUGUGCAUACAUAAACAUACCUACUUGAGCAAGACGGCGAGUGCACACCUGGGCUUUGCCCCAGACCCACCGCCCUGGCUCCCCUGA
This is a messenger RNA of Trichechus manatus latirostris (Florida manatee), 195 nucleotides long. RefSeq names its product bromodomain-containing protein DDB_G0271118. NCBI's taxonomy places the organism in Eukaryota, Metazoa, Chordata, Mammalia, Sirenia, Trichechidae. The record is from RefSeq and is a predicted model, not a curated record. The annotation marks the transcript as partial. The transcript has 3 exons.